This is a messenger RNA of Sarcophilus harrisii (Tasmanian devil), 2998 nucleotides long. RefSeq names its product hydroxylysine kinase (gene HYKK). Lineage: Eukaryota; Metazoa; Chordata; Mammalia; Dasyuromorphia; Dasyuridae. The transcript is spliced from 5 exons. The record is from RefSeq and is a predicted model, not a curated record. Gene Ontology annotation, molecular function: amino acid kinase activity. Bases 1088 to 2221 code for a protein of 377 amino acids.
CGCCCUCGGACUUACUCGGGUCAAUCCAGAAGCGGAAUCCGGAAGGGCUCCGCCCCCUGGCCUGGCGGCCCGCCCCGGGGUCCCCGGAGCCUCUUUCAGCGCUCCUUGGCGCUGGGCCCAGGGCGGAGAGCUGCGGGAAGGCUGGCUGUGCCGACGUGGCUCCGCCGAGGGUCCCCAUCUCCCAGCGGCCGGGGGUGCAGUGGGUCCCCCGAGCUGGGGGCGCCGACGCCCUUCUCACGCUCCGGGAGGUCUGCUGCACAGUGCUGAUAGUUUCGCGGUUUGAAAGUUGUCCACAAAGCGUAGUGGCAGAUUCCAGUGGAUUUUUUCAUGAGGUAUCGAGCUCCUGUUGCUGGAAGCAUUUAGGCCAAAGCUUGGAGAUGUUGGACCAGAGGAUCUCUGAGGGUCCUAUCCAAAUGAGAUUUGAAUCUCAUUCAGACACAAUCAGAAAACUGAAGGAUGUCUCCAGGAAAAAAAAAUGUAUGAUUCUCUGAAAACUGGCGCUGGUCCCUUCCGAUGCCUGUCAUUUGAUAGAAGGCUAAACUAUUUGCCAAGAUUUGAAAGGCCUUAGCAUAUUCAAAGGCAAGGAACAUUUUAAUCUUCAACUCAAGCUUCUUUCUUCUCUUUUGGGAUUAACCAAAAGGGAGAUUAUUUAGCUCAUUUCUGACAAAAGAAAAGCCUCUGGUCAAGAUGUAAACAAGGAACCUGUUUUUAGUAGGGCUAAAGAAAACCGAAUGGAUCAACAAUCCUUAACAAUGCCUCCAGUGCAAUUUCAAGAGCACGUGGGAAAGACCUUGAUGUUCCUGCUGGGUCUCUCUCACCCGUGUAACUGGCCCCGAAAUCCUACCUGCUGGCCUUCACUUCUUUCAGUUCAUGUUUUUAACUCCUGACAAUGGGAAUCAAUCACUUUGGGAAAGGCCACCGGUAAUCUCAUGGUAGUCUUUCCUAACUUAGUAUAAGUGAAGGGUCAGAUUGCGAAGCAAGGAAACCCCAGAGAGCUUGGGAUAAAGGGUGGCCAAAGUCUGCUUUGAGAACAGUGAAUCAUCUCCCCCUUCUUUCAGCCUCUUUCUCAGUCUGCCUCCCAGGCGCCAUGUCAGGCCAGGAGCCAGAGCAGUCCCAGGCCCUCACCAAGCCGGCCUUCAGCGAGCUCCAAGCCUCUGCAUUGGUGGAGUCAGUGUUUGGGCUCAAGGUGGCCAAGAUCCAGCCUCUGCCCAGCUAUGAUGACCAGAACUUCCACCUGCACGUUCUGAGUGGCGACCCCCGGGAGUAUGUCCUCAAAGUGAACAACACAGAGUCCAGCAGGAACGCAGACCUGAUAGAGGUGCAGAGCCGCGUCAUGAUGUUCCUGCAGGCGGAGGGCUUUCCCACAGCCACUGUGCACCCCACCAAAGGAGGCAGCCUGACCUCUCUGAUGUCCCUCGACAGUGGCUCCGAGACCAAAAGUUACCUGCUGAGGCUGUUUACAUACCUGCCAGGAAGACCCAUAGCCCAGGUUCCUGUCACUCCAAAGCUCUUAUAUGAGGUUGGCAAACUGGCGGCUCAGAUGGACAGAAGUCUGGAGAAAUUCCGCCAUCCAAAGAUAGGCAGCCUGCAUCGGGGGGACUUCAUCUGGAACCUGAGAAAUGUUCCUCUUCUAGAAAAAUAUAUUCAUGCCUUGGACCCAAGCAAAAACCGAGAGAUGGUGGAGCAGGUGCUCCUACGCUUCAAGGAUGAGAUCGUGACAAAGUUAAACCAUUUUCGAGAAUGUUUCCCUGCUCUCCUUUCAGGCAUAAAUCACGGAGACCUAAAUGGCUACAACAUCUUGGUGGAGGCCAGCGGUGAGGCUUCUGGAGACCCAGCGUAUCGUGUGUCUGGCAUCCUGGACUUUGAGGACAUGAGCCACGGCUACUAUGUGUUCGAGAUAGCCAUCACCAUCAUGUAUAUGAUGAUGGAGAGCAAGGACUCCCUGGCUGCGGGGGGCCACGUCCUGGCCGGCUUCGAGAGCGUCAUCCCACUGACAGCCGAAGAGAGGGGGGCCCUCUUCUUACUGGUGAGCAGCCGGUUUUCUCAGUCACUUGUGAUGUCUGCCUACACGUGCCAGCUCUACCCCGAGAACAAGGACUACCUCAUGAUCACUGCCAAAACAGGCUGGAGACACUUGCAGAACCUGCUUGAAACCGGUCAGAAGGCCGUGGAGGACAUCUGGUUUGAGACCGCCAAGUCCUACAGAGCCGGAGCGCUGUAGAGACACCAGCAGGACAGGCGGGGCGCACCGUUCGAUCGAGAGCCGGUGGGACGGGAGGACGGCAGAAAGCCUCCGCAGGCGCCUUCUCAGACCACUUGUGAGCCGUCACUGCCACUAGUCCAACAAGGAGAGCUCCCUUUUCUACGGUGUAAACAGGCCGAGCCUAACUUCCUGUUUCCAUACACUGAGACUGAACUAGGUGAAGUGAUUAAUACUGCUAGUGAACACUUAUCUAUGGAAUUCUCACAUAAUCCAAUUCUCAUGAGACUGAUGUUAGGAAAUAUCGGAUGAAGCGGAGGGAGCUCGGUGUCUGGCGGCAGCAUCUCCUUAAAACACUACUUUGAUCACAGAUUUCCCCAUUCAAAAAUCUCCAUUAGCUCCCCAUUACCCAUAGAUAAAAUCCUGAUGUUCCAAGCCCUUCCUAGCUGGACUUCUGAGAGCUCAUUCAUGUUCUCCAUUUCUGUCUUCAAGAACCAACCCUUUAAUCUUGUCCACAUCUUUCUUCAAAGGAUACUUCGCUGAGACAUACGAGAAGACCCUUCAUCUUCAUCUGAAGAUAUGAGAUAUCACAGAGGUGGGGUGCCAGUGAUGGGAACAAUACUGUUCUCUGGGUGUGGAACGUGGAACAGAAAAUCCAUUUCUUCAAUAUAUUAAUGAAAUUUGAUGAAUUUUUCUUCCUCUAAAAAAAAUCUGUCAUCAUUAAUUUCUUUAUAAACCCCAAGCACUAAAUAAAUCCUACCUGUAUUAAAACUAAAAAUAAACAAAGCCAUUCCAAGA